This is a messenger RNA of Scomber scombrus (Atlantic mackerel), 1157 nucleotides long. RefSeq names its product nucleoporin 37 (gene nup37). The record is from RefSeq and is a predicted model, not a curated record. Bases 94 to 1071 code for a protein of 325 amino acids. The transcript is spliced from 10 exons. Lineage: Eukaryota; Metazoa; Chordata; Actinopteri; Scombriformes; Scombridae. Gene Ontology annotation, cellular component: nuclear pore outer ring. Gene Ontology annotation, molecular function: protein binding.
GACAACAGCUCCAACGCGCGGAUCGUUCAAUUCAACGAAUCAGCUAAAAAUUAAGUUUUCUGAUUUGAAGCCGACCGCACCAGGACACACAGCAUGCAGGAGGACUCCAGCCGCAGUCCCAGCUACACAGUGGCAUGCGAGGACUAUGUUCAUGUGGUGGAAUUCAGUCCUUUCAGUUCUGGUACUCCUGCCUCUCUCCUGGCCUAUGGUGGAAACCAGUAUGUGGUAGUGGGAACCUGUCUCUUCCAGGAGGAGGAUAUGGAGAUUGAGGGAGUUGAAUUCACUGUUCGUCGUGCUUUUCAUCAUGAAUUGCGAGUCGAUGCUCUUGCCUGGAGCCCAGAGUCCCACCUGGACAGGAUACCCACUAUCAGAUUUUGCACCGCUGCAGCUGACAGAAAGCUACGCCUGUUGACUUCUGAUCUUCAGGAUAGGCAUGAAGUCAAGGUGAUGGAGGGCCACACCAGCUACAUUAACCAUUUGGUGUUCGAGCCCACAGAGGGGAAACAAAUUGCUUCCGUCAGUGAUGACCACACUUGCAGGGUGUGGGACCUGGAUGGAAACGAAAAUACAACUCUACGACUUCGUUCUCCUGGCAUCAGUGUGUGCUGGCACCCAGAAGAAGUCUUUAAGUUAAUGGUGGCAGAGAAGAAGGGAACAAUUCGCUUCUAUGACCUGGUGACCCAGCAGGCCAUUCUGUCACUGGACUGCGGCCAGUCACCUCUCAUGUCGGCGGACUGGUGCCUCACUAACACUAUCAAAGUUGGCGCUGUGGCGGGCAACGACUGGUUAAUCUGGGACAUAACUCGCUCCAGUUACCCACAAGAAAAAAGACCAGCCCACAUGGAUAAAGCACGGUUAUUCAAGUGGUCUCGAGCCAAUGAAAACCUCUUCGCCACCACCGGAUGUCCGGGAAAGAUCAGUAGUCAGUUACUCAUCCACCAUCUUGGCCACCCACAGCCUGUGAUGCUCGGAUCGGCCACAGUAGGGUCAGGCCUCAGCUGGCACCGGACACUUCCACUCUGCGCGAUUGGUGGCGACAGAAAACUUUCCUUUUGGAUGACUGAAAUGUAAAUGUCUGUACAGCACUUUCUACGAAGGAUAACUAGGUCCUCUGUUUCUGUUCAAGUUAAUGUUUCAAUAAAAUAUUUUUCUGAGUA